Leptosia nina is the source of this 792-nucleotide messenger RNA. Lineage: Eukaryota; Metazoa; Arthropoda; Insecta; Lepidoptera; Pieridae. The record is from the annotation of a GenBank genome assembly.
AUGCACGAGUACACCCAUGUUAUCGUGGUUAAAACAUCUACCGCUCCUCGUACUGAAAGGGCAGAUAUUAAUGAUGCUAGGCAACAAUAUGACUGCUACUUACGAUUGCUUACUGAAUUAAAUUUGGAGCCAGUAAAGAUUGAUGCUGGUGCGUCAUUUCCUGAAAACGCUGUACUUGAAGAUGUUGCGAUUGUUUGCCACGGUAUAGCUUUAAUUUUAAAGCCGAAAGCUGGAGAAGAACAUCUAACCAAGGCUGUAAAAAAAGUUCUAGAGAGUGAACUUGGCCAAACUAUUGUCGAGUUGUCUGAUCCUGACGCUAAGCUAUUAGGAUCUGAUGUUUUGUUUACAGGUCGUGAGUUUUUCGUUGCGAUUUGCGAGACUAGCAAUGAGGCUGGUGCCAUUGCUGUUGCUGAAGCAUUCCCUGAAUUUCCAUGCACACCUAUCAAGAUGCCAAAUGGGACGCACCACUUGAAGAAGUACAUAACAAUGGCUGGACCGGACAUCAUCUGUGUAUCAGACAGUAAAGAGGCCAAAGAAUUGUUAAAACGCAUGGAGCGAGAGGCGAGUUUCUGUUACCAGACCCUGACGGUUCAAGAGGAGGACGCCGCCAACUGUCUCUAUGUUAACGGGACCCUUAUUCACAGAGCCAUCGAGGAGAUACCUCACUCGUUCAAGGUGUUCUGCGAAAAAAUCGACUUUGCACGUCGCUCCAUCUGUUUUUCCGAAUUGGCGAAAAUAUCUUCUGGAGUUGGUGCCUGUUGCCUCCUCGUAAGAAAACCUUAUAGUCUCUAA